AUGUCUGACAAAGCAAGCUGCUCUGGGGCUGAUGUGAGAUCCCCACAUUUAGAGGAUGAUACUGCCAAAAAUGGGGAACAGCAGGAAGAAACGGGUAAUGAAGUAGUUGAUUAUUCAAAUGUGGAGGUGCCAUCUUCCUUACAAUCCCUUUGUCGUUAUGUGGAAACGACACUAAAGCCUCAGGAGAAGAUCAUGACCUUCACAAUUGAGAAGGAGGUGUUUGGUGCAGAUCGCAGUACCUUCGUCUUGCAUGAAGAUAUUACACAGUUUGCAGGCAUGGAAGAAAUUGGGGCUACUGUGGUUGCAGUAUAUAUGAGGUGCUUAUAUGAUCGUUUGAGAGAAGCAAAUAUGUGCAGCAUGGUUGGCUUUAUCGACCCUGCUCAAGUUAGUGCCAACGCUGGGUCACUAACUGACAGAUCACGAAUUGUAGCCAGUCGACUUCAGAAAACAGAUGGUGAACAGAUUUUCAUGAUGCCUUACAAUCCAGGCCGUCAUUGGGUCUUGCUGAUUGUGAGAGCAAAGAGGGAAACCGUCUAUUUUCUGGAUCCUCUGCCUGGAAAUCGUGUGGUUGAUGAGGAGGGCAAAAACAUCGUGAACAGUGCUUUAAAAAUUUAUAAUUCCCACAUAGGCAGACCAGGCCGUAAAGCACCAAUUUGGAAAACUCUGCCAGGCACACCAAAGCAACCCAGCAGUGUCGAAUGCGGGUAUUAUGUGAUGCGCUUCAUGAGGGACAUCAUCAUGGAUCCUUCCUUGGAGUUUGAGAAGAAGUUUGCCAAGGGAAAAGAGCAAGCGCCAUACCCCCAAGCAGCCAUUGAUGAAGUCCGGAAAGAAUGGGCAGAUUUGGUAUUACUUUUAACGACGGUGAUUGAGUCGUGGAAUAUUGAGUUUACGUCGUAUGGUGAAAAAUCCGACGUGGUUUCUCUUUUAAACGACGUUUGUUUACACUGUUAG
Molecule: messenger RNA, 951 nt
Organism: Prunus armeniaca (apricot)
Lineage: Eukaryota; Viridiplantae; Streptophyta; Magnoliopsida; Rosales; Rosaceae
Source: the annotation of a GenBank genome assembly